CAGCCGCCGGAUCCUGCCACAAGCGCCAGUCCCUCCCGCUUCUGAGGGCCGCCGCCGGCCCCGGAGGGGACAGCCAUCCGGCCAGCCCGGGAGAGGACAACCAGCGGGGCGAGGGAGGGGACAGUCAGCCAGCCCCGGAGGGGACAGCCAGUGGGGCGAGGGAGGGGACAGUCAGCCAGCCCCGGAGGGGACAGCCAGUGGGGCGAGGGAGGGGACAGUCAGCCAGCCCCGGAGGGGACAGCCAACGGGGGCACGAAGCGCGACGCCCGGCGCAGCGCGUUUCCCUCGCUCAGCAGACAGUCCCGCAGGCAGCGGGCGGGGAGGAUCGUCUCCGCUCCGCUCCGUUCGUCUCGGUGAGGGGGUAGAGGAGCGGGGGGCGGAGAGCGGAGAGGGGCGAUCGCCGAGCAGAUCUGUUCAGAGCGGACUCCUCGCCGCCGCCGCCGCGCAGCGUCUCGCUGCGGCUCUUGCUCUGGGGCUUGCACCGGCGGCAGGCAGCGCCCGGCUCCGUGUGCGGGCGGCGGGAGUGGAGGCGGAGGCGGCCCCGGCGGGGCGCAGUGUCCCCGUAGCUGACGCCUCGUCCCCUCUCUCCGCGCAGGUCGGCGCUGACGGCGGCGGGCGCCCGGCGGGGGAUCGGCCGCGGCGCAGCGCCAUGCCCGCCGCCCGGACGCGGCGGCUGCCCGCCCUUCUGCUCCUGCUCUUGCUGCUCGGCUGCCGCGCCGAGGGAGGCGGCUCCCUGCGCCCGUCGGGCCCGGGCAGGCAGAGCCCGACGGCCGGGACCCCGGUACUGCGAGGCGCAGAGCCCAACGCUUCCCGCCCGGCCGCGCUGCCCAAGGGCGGGGGAGCGGCUGGCGGGCGGCCGCGCUCGGCCUCGCCCCCCAUGUGCACGGGGCAAACUGAGAUCAAGGAGACUUUCAAGUACAUCAACACGGUGGUGUCCUGCCUUGUUUUCGUCUUGGGCAUCAUCGGCAACUCCACGCUGCUGCGGAUCAUCUACAAGAACAAGUGCAUGAGGAAUGGCCCAAACAUCCUCAUCGCCAGCUUGGCCCUGGGCGACCUGCUUCACAUCAUCAUCGACAUCCCCAUCAACGUCUACAAGCUGCUGGCAGAGGACUGGCCCUUUGGUGUUGAAAUGUGCAAAUUAGUACCCUUCAUUCAGAAGGCAUCAGUGGGCAUCACAGUGCUGAGCUUAUGUGCUCUCAGUAUAGAUAGGUACCGAGCAGUCGCUUCUUGGAGUCGCAUUAAAGGAAUCGGAGUGCCAAAGUGGACUGCUGUCGAAAUUGUAUUGAUCUGGGUUAUAUCGGUGAUACUGGCUGUUCCAGAAGCUAUUGCAUUUGACAUGAUUACAAUGGAGUACAGAGGAAAGGAUCUUAGAAUUUGCCUGCUUCACCCCACUCAGAAAACAUCUUUUAUGAUGUUUUACAAGCAAGCUAAAGAUUGGUGGCUGUUCAGCUUUUACUUCUGUUUGCCACUGGCUAUCACAGCAUUUUUCUAUACUCUUAUGACCUGUGAGAUGCUACGAAAGAAAAGUGGGAUGCAGAUUGCUUUAAAUGACCACUUAAAACAGAGACGUGAGGUGGCCAAAACCGUGUUCUGUCUGGUACUUGUUUUUGCCUUGUGUUGGCUCCCACUUCACUUAAGCAGAAUAUUGAAGCUCACUAUUUAUGAUCAGAAGGAUCCCAACAGAUGUGAACUCUUAAGCUUUUUCCUUGUGAUGGACUACAUUGGUAUUAACAUGGCUUCACUGAAUUCCUGCAUCAAUCCCAUAGCUCUGUAUUUGGUGAGCAAAAGAUUCCAAAACUGCUUUAAGUCAUGCUUGUGUUGCUGGUGCCAAUCCAAAGAUCUGUUGUCCCUGGAGGAAAGGCAGUCUUGUUUAAAGUUCAAAGCUAAUGAUCACGGAUAUGAUAACUUCCGUUCCAGUAACAAGUACAGCUCUUCAUAAAACAAGCAUAAAGGUAUAUUCUUUUACAUUAAUGCUGGUGCCUUUUUAAGUAAAAGUGGCAAUUACUUUUAACGAGAUGGUAGCGUUUAGAAAAACCUAUUUCUGUGUUUGCACAAAAGAAGAAUAAUUGCCCCAAAACUGCGUCACGUUCAAAAUUAUGGACAUUUAUAAAAUUGUCUUUUAUGGAACAUGAAGAAAAGCAGAGAAAGAUCAAGUCAUUGUUAGCACUUGAAUACUUCUGAAUCAGCACUUCCAAAUGACCCCCAGCUUCCUGUAUUUGCUAUAACAGUUGUAGGAACUGAAGUCACAGUAAUUACUAAGCGGUAUAAUAUAAUGUUAAUUGGAUCAAAAUCGUUAUUAUAUAUAACUCAAUAUAUUAUCUUUUAUAAAGCAGAUUAACCACCAUCACUGUUGUUUUUUUUUCUUUUAAAAUAAAACAUUAAAUACUUUGUAAUAAAGGUUUAAAUGUGAACAAGUAGCGUUUUUAUCAGGGGUGUAUUAUAGCGGUAACUAAUGAGAAUAUUAAAGGUUGCAGUCGAGUCAAAAGUCCACUGAUGGUUGUUUUCACCUAUUAUCGUUAGACAGAACCUCCCAAGGCCUCUAUAAAUGGUAAUUUUUUAAUCA
This is a messenger RNA of Colius striatus (speckled mousebird), 2563 nucleotides long. RefSeq names its product endothelin receptor type B (gene EDNRB). The record is from RefSeq and is a predicted model, not a curated record. Gene Ontology annotation, molecular function: endothelin receptor activity. The coding region runs from base 650 to 1939 and encodes 429 amino acids. Gene Ontology annotation, biological process: regulation of blood pressure; vasoconstriction; G protein-coupled receptor signaling pathway. The transcript has 7 exons. Gene Ontology annotation, cellular component: membrane. NCBI's taxonomy places the organism in Eukaryota, Metazoa, Chordata, Aves, Coliiformes, Coliidae.